GUGCUAACAUAACAGCCUCUCAGAGCCACUAGCUGUAGAGUUUCUCCUCAGAGGAUGGAUCCUUACGUUUUUGGGGACUUUUCCUAGAGGUCUAUCAACUUCAGUUUAGUCCAUGACCUUUUAAGUAACCUACACACAACACAACACAACAAUAUAAUAAGCUUUAAUGCAUUAGUAUAGCAAUAUGGUCUGGCAUGCACUAACGUGCUAAAUGGAACAUUGCUUUUACAUAGGGUAAAUAAUUGAUCUAGUUGUGAAAGAAAUCUAAUGUUCCCUCUGUUUUAAGAACUCUGGAGAAAGUGUUCUAGGCUGCAAUGGCCCUGAAAGGUGGCUGGUACUAAGAGAGUUAUGUAAGAGUUUUAGGACUCAGGCUGCGGGUAAUUUUCCCUCAGAGAGUUCAUGCUCAGUCAGAGGGGUUAAAAAGGUUGUAGGAGCGGUGGUGCAUGGCAGAGAACAGGAGCAGGAGGACAGGGGAAAAGAGGAGGCCUCAGCUCCUGUUGGGUGGACAUGGAGCUCUCAGGGAGGUUCACUGUAGAGCGGCAGGACCAGCCGCUGCACCUGAUGUCCCCUUGGACUCUGGUGGACACUAUGAACUACGUGGGGCAGCUGGCGGGACAGGUGCUGGUGACGGUGAAGGAGCUGUAUAAGGGGAUCAAUCAGGCCACGCUGUCGGGCUGCAUCGACGUGGUGGUGGUGCGACAGCCUGAUGGGACGUUCCAGUGCUCCCCUUUCCACGUUCGCUUCGGAAAACUGGGGGUCUUGCGCUCCAGGGAGAAAGUAAUUGACAUAGAAAUCAAUGGGGAACCUGUGGAGCUGCACAUGAAGCUGGGAGACAACGGAGAGGCCUUUUUUGUCCGAGAGACAGAGCAGCAUAACGAGAUAGUUCCAGCUCACCUGGUGACCUCGCCCAUCCCCUCAGAAGAAGAUCUGUUGAGGAGCAGAGAGCCCAGAUGUGGUGGCGCACCGCUGGAGAACACUCAGCCUCCGAGUCCUGAAGACUCCACCUCUGGAAACCUCCAACCCUGCACCCACACAACUGGGAAGAAGAAGAGGAAACGCAGGAGGAAGCACAAAGCUGAGCCACGAAAGGAGGAGCAGAGCACGCCUGCAGGCGGAGAGCCGGAGCUGUGUGAGCUCAGCUCAGAUGAGGAGCACACAAACACACACAACGGAUGGCCAUCUUCCCUCUCUGUGAUGAAGGAGAACAUGGACCACAGGCAACCUUCCCCCCUCACCACCCUCGAAUGGGACAGCUACCCCUUCUCUGACGCCGACUGGUCCCCUUGCAAUACCAGGGAGAUGUUGGAGCCCGCAUCGCCAAAGAGUGACUCCGAGCUGAUGCUGAAGCCAGAAGAGAGCAUACUCAGGGCCGAGUCCCACAUGCAGUGGACAUGGGGAGAGUUCCCAGAAUCCACCAGGGUCAACAAAAAGGACAAAUCAGAGCCAAGGACACUGACCAUCACUCCCUCUGAGAACACACACUUCAGGGUUAUCUUGAGCACAGAAGCCAUGGAGGAAAGGGAAGGAGAGAGGACAACAGAACCCAUUUGCAGUAUUGUGAAGCCAGAGCCCCGCACCAUCAAACCUGAUCAGUGCAGCUGCACCUCCCAGCGCCCUGAAGCUUUGUCAGGCAACACAAACAUUACAACAGACCUUUCAGAUCUAAUGUCCAGCAGUUUUACAUCAGGGCCGUGUCCCCCCAAUUCUGACCUUAGCCCAAAGGCAGCAAACACAAUACGGUGGAAGUCUACGCCGCCGAGCCGCAGGGUUAGCGGCUCUGCUGCCAGCGGAGGCACCAUGGCUGCAGACUCAGCAGCUGUUUGUCCCGAUGCAAGAUCUAAACCCAGCGACUCCCCAGCCAAGAGGAGAGGUGUGAGCAAGAGGAGCCAGCACCAGGGCCCUGAAGAUAUUUACCUGGACGACCUGAUUGCACUUGAGCCUGAUGUUGUAGCCCGCUACUUCCCAAAAAGUGAGUCUGAGCAGGUUCCUAAGCACUGGGUGGAGAGGGGCCGGCGCUCCGGAUCCCAGUCCCCUCAGUCGGUGGGCAGCGCCGCGGCAGACAGCGGCACCGAGUGUCUGUCCGACUCUGCCACUGACCUGCCGGACAUCACGCUGUCGCUGUGUGGAGGUGCCGGAGAGGACUCUGAGAUCCCUAAAGAGAAAUUCAUGGAGCACAUCAUCACCUACAAUGAGUUUGCAGAGGAUCCAGCAAUAAUCGACAAUCCCAAUUUGGUGGUUAAAAUUGGAAACAGGUAUUACAACUGGACUCUGGCAGCCCCGUUGAUACUCAGCAUGCAGGCUUUUCAGAAGAGCUUGCCAAAGGCUACAGAGGAGGCCUGGGUGAAGGAGAAAAUGCCCAAAAAAUCUGGACGCUGGUGGUUCUGGAGGAAGAGCAGCGUGAAGUCAUCAUCAGAAACCAAGUUAGAGACACAAGAGUCCCUAACAGAAGAGAGCCCUGCCCCUACCCAGGCCCCAGAAACACAGCAGAAAGCGGCAGAGUGGUCCAGCGACGAUGAGACUAAAGAGCUGAGCGCUGUGACAACCGCUCCGAUUCCUACUGAGCAUGAGCAGAUAGAAGGCCCGACUCCGGCGCCUUGUCACUCCUACAAGAAGUCCCUCCGCCUGUCGUCUGACCAGAUAGCCAGCCUGAAGUUAAGGGACGGCCCUAAUGAUGUCACCUUCAGCAUCACCACUCAGUACCAGGGGACAUGCCGCUGCGAGGGCACCAUCUACCUGUGGAACUGGGACGACAAGGUCAUCAUCUCUGACAUCGACGGCACCAUCACCAAAUCAGACGUGUUUGGUCACAUUCUGCCUCAGCUCGGGAAAGACUGGACUCAUCAAGGCAUCGCUAAGCUCUACAACUCUGUGCACGAGAACGGCUACAAGUUCCUGUACUGUUCGGCCCGAGCGAUCGGCAUGGCUGACAUGACGCGGGGAUAUUUGCACUGGGUGAACGACAGAGGGACCCUCCUGCCUCAGGGGCCCCUCAUGCUCUCCCCCAGCAGCCUCUUCUCUGCCUUCCACAGAGAGGUUAUAGAGAAAAAGCCGGAAAAGUUCAAGAUCCAAUGCCUCACAGACAUCAAGAACCUGUUCCUCCCAAACACACAUCCCUUCUACGCAGCCUUUGGAAACAGAGAGAGCGAUGUGUUUGCCUACAAGCAAGUGGGCGUUCCCGUGUGUCGGAUAUUCACAGUGAAUCCCAAAGGAGAGCUAAUCCUCGAGCAAGCCAAAGGCAAUAAAACAUCAUACAGCCGGCUGAGCGAGCUGGUGGAGCACGUCUUCCCUUUACGCAGCUCCCAACACAGCGCCACCUUCAGCUGCCCCGAGUUCAGCUCCUUCUGCUUCUGGAGGCAGCCCGUCGCCGAGGUGUGUUUAGAGGAGCUGCUUUGACUCAAUCUGAUGUUAGGAAUGGCUCCCAGUAAUUCUGUGAGCUUCUGGAACAGCUUGAUAUGUCUUAGACACAUUCCACUUUAGUGACAGAGUUUGGGAUAUGAAUGUACUCCAUGUUUUACACAUUUUGGGACUUAUUCUUAGUGCAUGAGCUACACAUUAAGAGGUGUAUUUGAAGCUUUUUGGCGCAUACAAAAGCCAAAGCAUGUUUUAGCCAUUUGAACAGUUUUUCGUUAGUGUAGGAAGAUAUUACCCAAGCACUUAUUUGGCAGUGGAGGUGUUUAAACUGGCCACUGUUCAGUAUGAAACAAAUACUGAUUGUAUUUCUCUCUUUCCAUGACUUGAGGGCGAUCAUAAAACAUACAUAUUUAUAGCAGCUAUAUUUUCAUCCCUUUUAAGGCCUUACUCACUCUGUGGUGGUCUUAUAUCUCUGCUUCCUAACUUUGCACAAUAACGCUGUGAAGAAAACUGUGAAAAGACUUAGGUCAUACUUGCAUUACUUUAAUUUAAGAACAGGAACUCUUUAUGAGCUGUAGAUGCUGGUAUAUUGGUAUGACGUAUUUUUCCAAACCAAGAUUUAGUUAGAUAACUAUUCUUAUAACUCAUCUGCUGCCAGGCCUGUGUGAUGUUAAUGUUAUGCCUCUUUUUGUUUUUAUCCUUUUCACACUCAGUAACAGCUGCAAUUUGAAGUAUUCUUUCUAUGAAAGUGAAGACGUUUGUGUGAAGAGAACACACAGUAUAUAUCUGAUUUUGUGCAGACAUGUCACUUUUCAGGGUUCUCUCUCUGCUGAUGUGUUUCCUGUAGAUUGUCAUUACAUUAUGAUGUCACAAUGUAAGCACAAAGAAUGUCUUGAAGAAAAAACAGGCGGAAAGUUAUUUAAAGUAGUGUAUAUUUUAAACUCUGUAAUUAAUUAAAUGUUACAUCAAAUGGUU
This is a messenger RNA of Eleginops maclovinus (Patagonian blennie), 4326 nucleotides long. RefSeq names its product phosphatidate phosphatase LPIN2-like. Bases 508 to 3393 code for a protein of 961 amino acids. The transcript has 20 exons. Gene Ontology annotation, biological process: cellular response to insulin stimulus; fatty acid catabolic process; positive regulation of transcription by RNA polymerase II. The record is from RefSeq and is a predicted model, not a curated record. Gene Ontology annotation, cellular component: cytosol; endoplasmic reticulum membrane; nucleus. NCBI's taxonomy places the organism in Eukaryota, Metazoa, Chordata, Actinopteri, Perciformes, Eleginopidae. Gene Ontology annotation, molecular function: transcription coactivator activity; phosphatidate phosphatase activity.